AUGCUCUCCAGGUCCAGCGCCUUCUAUCUGAUGGCCAUCUCUGUGGCUGACAACCUUGUUCUGAUCUUCAUUGUGGUUCUUGAGCUUUCUUUUAAGUACCACCAGAAGGAGCCAUAUUGGAGCUAUGAGCCAUGGUGCAGCCUCAGAGACAUUUUUAACUACGGAGCCUACAAUGCCUCAACAUGGCUGGUGGUUCUCUUUACAGUGGAACGUUUUGUCGCUAUCCACACCUGGAAGAUUAAAACUAAAAUCUGCACUCCAAGAUGCGCAGCAUGCACUAUAGUAUCCAUCUUCGUCUUCAGUCACCUAUUUGCCAUUCCUUACUACUGGUCUAAUGACUCAGUCUAUGAGAACAACCAGACCACGUGCAUAUAUGCGCAGGAGGCCCCGAGCCAUUUCAUUCACACCUUGGUUUGGUUUCAAACACUGCAGUCCUACAUACUCCCCUUCCUCAUCAUCCUCACACUUAACGGGCUGACCCUACGUCUGAUCUCUCUCAGGAACCGGGUUCACAUCAGCACAGAGGCGACUUCCCGGGUUCAGAGAGUCAAGCCUCUACUUCGCUCCAGGAUGAGAAAGUCUGUGGUCCUUUUGGUGACCGUAUCCAUGAGUUUCGUGCUGCUCUCCGUCACCCGUGCCAUAACUCAGAUCGUCCUCCGCACAACUGACAUGUACACCUUGGAUCGCAACGAUUAUAAUCUCGGGGUGAAUAUAGCAGCAGACACUGGCACCAUGCUGAGCCUGAGCAACGCUGCAGCUAACAUGUACCUGUAUGUGUGCACCCAGUCCAAGUUCCGCCAGGAGUUCUUAGCUUGUGUCAGACGAGUUACCUGCUGCUGUAAAACAAAACCGUAG
This is a messenger RNA of Mugil cephalus (flathead mullet), 855 nucleotides long. RefSeq names its product probable G-protein coupled receptor 139. The coding region runs from base 1 to 855 and encodes 284 amino acids. The transcript has a single exon. Gene Ontology annotation, molecular function: G protein-coupled receptor activity. Gene Ontology annotation, cellular component: membrane. NCBI's taxonomy places the organism in Eukaryota, Metazoa, Chordata, Actinopteri, Mugiliformes, Mugilidae. The record is from RefSeq and is a predicted model, not a curated record. Gene Ontology annotation, biological process: G protein-coupled receptor signaling pathway.